GCCGUUUUCGAUAGUUUCUUAAUGAUACCGAUAACACCUUACCACCCUGCCGGCAGCUCUUAAAAAUAUCCGAAGUAUCAGUAGCCCAAUUCUACUUCAAUUAACCGAUCAUGGACAGCAUUAUUGGGCGCAGUCAGUUUGUCUCAGAGACGGCCAAUUUGUUCACGGACGAAAAGACUGCCACGGCGAGGGCAAAGGUGGUCGAUUGGUGCAAUGAACUGGUCAGCGCAUCGCCUUCGACAAAAUGUGAACUGCUGGUUAAGGUGCAGGAGACUGUGCUUGGUUCCUGCGCUGAGCUGGCCGAGGAAUUUCUGGAGUCCGUGCUAUCUUUGGCCCACGACCCAAACAUGGAGGUUCGCAAGCAGGUAGUCGCUUUCGUAGAGCAAGUUUGCAAAGUGAAAGUGGAGCUACUGCCACAUGUGAUUAACAUCGUGUCUAUGCUGCUUAGGGAUAACUCGGCUCAGGUAAUCAAGAGAGUGAUCCAGGCCUGCGGCAGCAUCUACAAGAACGGAUUGCAAUACUUGUGCAGCCUUAUGGAGCCCGGCGACAGUGCGGAGCAGGCAUGGAACAUCCUUAGCUUGAUCAAGGCGCAAAUAUUGGACAUGAUCGACAAUGAAAACGACGGCAUACGUACAAAUGCCAUCAAGUUUCUGGAGGGCGUCGUUGUCCUGCAGAGCUUUGCUGACGAGGACAGUCUGAAACGAGAUGGAGACUUCUCGCUGGGCGAUGUCCCCGAUCACUGCAAACUAUUUCGCCGUCAAAAGUUGCAGGAGGAGGGAAACAAUAUAUUUGAUAUCCUGCUUCAGUUCCACGGAACAACGCAUAUUUCCUCAGUGAACUUGAUUGCCUGCACAAGCAGUCUAUGUACGGUUGCUAAAAUGCGGCCUGUCUUCAUGGGCUCCGUGGUGGAUGCCUUUAAGCAGCUGAAUGCCAACCUGCCGCCCACCCUCACGGACUCGCAAGUAAGCUCCGUGCGCAAGAGUCUUAAGAUGCAACUGCAGACAUUGCUGAAAAACCGCGGUGCCUUUGAGUUUUCAGGCACCAUCCGAGGUAUGUUAGUUGACCUGGGCUCUUCCACAAAUGAAAUCCAGAAGCUUAUUCCCAAGAUGGACAAACAGGAGAUGGCUCGCAGACAAAAACGCAUCCUUGAAAAUGCCGCGCAAAGUCUUUCAAAGCGAGCGCGCUUGGUUAGCGAGCAGCAAGAACAGCAGCAGCGGGAAAUGGAACUAGACACUGAAGAAUUGGAACGACAGAAACAAAAGUCCACUCGCGUUAAUGAAAAGUUUCUGGCAGAGCAUUUCCGUAAUCCGGAAACUGUUGUGGGGCUUGUAUUGGAGUUCUUGCCAAGUCUGCCCACUGAGGCGCCACAAAAGUUUCUUCAGGAAUAUACACCCAUUCGCGAAAUGUCUAUUCAGCAGCAGGUAACUAACAUCUCCAGAAUGUUUGGCGAACAAUUAUCUGAAAAGCGUCUGGGACCAGGUGCCGCAACAUUCAGUCGAGACCCGCCGAUGAGAGUUAAGAAAGUGCAAGCUAGUGAAUCCACACUCACUUCAAUGGUAGUGGACGAGGAUGCUGUUCAAAAACUAAGUGAAGAAGAGCUCCAACGUAAGGAGGAAGCAACCAAGAAGCUGCGCGAGACCAUGGAGCGCGCUAGGGGUGAGCAGACAGUGAUUGAAAAGAUGAAGGAACGAGCCAAAACACUGAAGCUGCAGGAGAUCACCAAGCCUUUGCCACGCAACCUAAAAGAGAAGUUCCUUACAGAGGCAGUGCGUCGCAUCCUCAACUCGGAGCGGCAGUGUAUUAAGGGAGGCGUGUCAGCCAGGCGUCGCAAAUUGGUCACCGUGAUUGCGGCCACCUUUCCCGAUAACGUGCGUUACGGCAUCAUGGAGUUCAUCCUGGAGGAUGUUAAACAGCGUAUUGAUUUGGCAUUUUCCUGGCUCUUUGAGGAGUACUCUCUGCUGCAAGGAUUUACAAGGCACACUUACGUCAAGACAGAGAACAGACCCGAUCACGCCUACAACGAGUUGCUGAAUAAGCUCAUCUUUGGCAUUGGAGAGCGUUGCGAUCACAAGGAUAAGAUUAUUCUGAUUCGUCGUGUUUAUCUAGAGGCACCAAUUCUUCCAGAAGUUUCAAUCGGACAUCUAGUUCAACUUAGUCUGGACGACGAGUUUUCCCAGCACGGCUUGGAGCUGAUCAAGGACCUUGCAGUCCUCAGGCCGCCGCGAAAGAACCGCUUCGUCAGAGCUCUGCUUAAUUUUUCUGUACACGAGCGAGUGGAUCUGCGGGAUCGGGCACAGGCCCACCUUGUCAGUUUGUACCAUGUGCACAAAAUACUUCCGUCUCGGAUAGACGAAUUCGCUCUGGAGUGGCUUAAAUUUUUAAUACAGGAGUCUCCACCGGCAGCUGUUUUCUCGCAAGAUUUUGGUCGACCAACGGAGGAGUCCGCCUGGCGGGAAGACACUGGCAAGGUGUGCUUUGGUUUGGCCUUUACACUGCUGCCCUAUAAACCGGAAGUUUACUUGGAGCAGAUUUGUCAAGUGUUUGUGGCCACCUCUGCCGAACUGAAACGCACGAUCUUGCGCAGUCUAGAUAAUCCCAUUAAGAAGAUGGGUGUGGAGAGUGCGCCGCUGCUUCAGCUGAUCGAGGAUUGUCCUAAGGGCAUGGAGACCUUAGUGAUUCGUAUAAUUUAUAUACUGACGGAGCGAGUGCCAUCCCCGAAGGAAGAAUUGGUACGGCGGGUUCGGGAUCUUUACCAAAACAAAGUCAAGGAUGUGCGCGUGAUGAUACCCGUACUAAGUGGCUUGACUCGCUCCGAGCUAAUAGCUGUUCUGCCGAAGCUGAUUAAACUUAAUCCCGCUGUGGUCAAGGAGGUCUUCAAUCGUUUGCUUGGUAUCGGUGCCGAAUUCGCGCAUCAGACGAUGGCCUUGUCCCCCACUGAUAUUCUCGUAGCUUUGCACACCAUCGACCCAAGUGUCUGCGACCUAAAAGCCAUCGUCAAGGCCACAUCCCUUUGUUUGGCUGAAAGAGAUUUGUACACACAGGAAGUACUUAUGGCUGUGCUACAACAGCUUGUAGAGGUUAUUCCGCUGCCCACACUGAUGAUGCGCACAACAAUUCAGAGUCUAACUCUGUACCCGCGUCUGGCCAACUUUGUAAUGAACUUGCUGCAGCGUCUGAUCAUGAAGCAGGUCUGGCGACAGAAGGUUAUCUGGGAGGGCUUUCUAAAGACCGUGCAGCGCCUGAAACCGCAGUCAAUGCCAAUCCUGCUGCACCUUCCUCCUCCCCAGUUGGUGGACGCACUGCAGCAGUGCCCCGAUUUAAGACCAGCAUUGUCGGAAUACGCGGAGAGCAUGCAGGACGAACCGAUGAAUGGUAGUGGCAUUACCCAGCAGGUGCUGGACAUCAUCUCCGGGAAGUCAGUGGAUGUGUUCGUGACGGACGAAAGCGGCGGUUACAUAAGCGCCGAACAUAUUAAAAAAGAAGCACCGGAUCCAUCAGAAAUUGGUGUAAUUUCAACAGUGCCCGUACUGACGUCUCUAGUGCCACUGCCUGUGCCCCCGCCUAUCGGCAGCGAUCUUAACCAGCCCUUGCCGCCUGGCGAGGACUAGCUGCAGUUUAAUUGUU
Messenger RNA from Drosophila santomea, 3624 nucleotides. It is a transcript of the gene Sym, whose product is annotated as symplekin. NCBI's taxonomy places the organism in Eukaryota, Metazoa, Arthropoda, Insecta, Diptera, Drosophilidae. Bases 111 to 3608 code for a protein of 1165 amino acids. The transcript is spliced from 5 exons. The record is from RefSeq and is a predicted model, not a curated record. Gene Ontology annotation, cellular component: mRNA cleavage and polyadenylation specificity factor complex.